This is a messenger RNA of Aspergillus uvarum CBS 121591, 1100 nucleotides long. Its product is annotated as ankyrin repeat domain-containing protein. The transcript has a single exon. Lineage: Eukaryota; Fungi; Ascomycota; Eurotiomycetes; Eurotiales; Aspergillaceae. Gene Ontology annotation, molecular function: protein binding. The record is from RefSeq and is a predicted model, not a curated record. Bases 95 to 919 code for a protein of 274 amino acids.
CGGAUGUGCACGAGCCUAAACUCUCCAUAAUUAGACAACCUGGGUGGCGGCAAGAAUCCACUAACCACAUUUUUCUUUUGUCCCAGGAAGCAACAUGAAAUCCCGGAUCGCGGAGCUCGAGCGCGAGAACUCCUUCCUACGGCAGCAAGCCAGGCUCCUCCCCUUGCAUGCUUCGAGGCCGCCGGCUGUGCGGUGCUGCAGCAGUGACCUGUCGAGCCUACAUUCGGCCCAGUGGGACCCCACCGGGGAGUUCAUGGUCCUCGAAGCCAGCCUCUUGCCCGAUGACAACCAGACGAAUUUCCCCGAGGGACAGCCCGAACGUCGUCCGCGGCCACUUGGGGGGGAGGAAGAGAAGGACGAGGAGGACAUCGCGAGGUUCCAGUUGCCGGAACCAGACACAGUUGGGGGUGACCAUCAGAUUCAUGGGCUAAGUCCACCGCCGUCGUUGAGGAGUUACGAUCCCCCACCGCCACCGCGCUCGGCAUCAUCCCCGAUCCCCAUGUCUUAUCCGGGCGUGGUGGGUCCGGGCGAGAAAAUAACGGCCGAGAACAUGCUAUACCCACCUUCGCAAACACCACCACCACCAUCACAAAGAAAGACACCGUCGGUAUCGGGUAGUGCCACGAACGCGCUGCACCUCGCCACGGUGUCGGGGAACGCCCAAUGCGUGGAAAUCCUGUUGGAGCACGGCUUCGACUUCAACUCGGUGGACAGCCACGGACGCACCGCGCUCAUGCUGGCGGCCUCGAUGGAUAGCGCGGAUCUGGUCCGCACUCUGCUCGUACGAGGGGCCGACUCGUCGGUAUGCACACCGAGCGGACAUACGGCGCUGGAGAUCGCGGCGCAACUCGGGAAUGCGAAUGCGCUGGCAGCCCUGCUUGGUGCGGUGGCUAGGAGGGACAGCGUGGUGAACAAUUAGCUGCAUGGAAACGGUGGUUUCAGGGCCGCGGGGUAGAAAAAAAAAAAGAUUUUGGUCGCAGUGAGUCUCUGGGCUCUGACUGGGAAGAAAGUUGAUGCAGGAAAAGUGAGAAAAAGAAGGGAGACUAUUGCCUCAUCCAAAAAAUACGUGUAUGGUUAGGAGGAGUUCGCGGUGCUGUCAU